AUGAACACUGAUAUAGAUUUUUUUGAUCAAAGAAACUAUAAAAUUAGUAAAUUCUUUGCUUCUGUUAUCGGUACAUGGCCAUACCAUAGUAAACUACGAAAUAGAUUAAUCAUUUUUUUGUUUAUUGUUUUCUUCAUUGUUGAAGGAAUUCCAAAAGUUUUAGCCUUAAUAGUUCAUGCUAAUGAUUCAAGAGUUAUGUUGGAAGCAAUCUCUAAUUGGGCAGCCAAUGUGAUGAGUAGUGUUAAAUUCAUGAAUAUGAUAUUUCGUGAGAAAAAGCUGAAAAAACUUUUUGAAAGAAUGAAAUCUGAUUGGAAUACUUUGCUGAAUGAUCAAGAAAGAAGUAUAUUGGAAAGUUAUGCAGAUACAGGAAGAGUGUUGGCUACAGGAUAUGCAGCGUCUGUUUUAGCAACUACCUUGAUGUUUGUACUAGAGCCAGCUAUACCUCAACUUCAAACUUUACUGUUCAAUGCUACAAAAGAACCAGUCAAGUUUGCUAUUCCUUUGGAAUAUAUCAUAAUUGAUAAAGAAAAAUAUUAUUGGAUUUUAUUAAGUGUUUCUAGUACGUGCAUUAUGGGCAUAGUUACUUGUAUUGUAUCGUCAGAUGUUGUUUUUAUUGUAUUCCUACAACAUGCCUGUGGAUUAUUUGCAGUUGUAGGCCAUCGACUUGAAAACUUUGAAAAAAAUGAAACCUAUGAUGAAAGAGAACGUGAGUCUUCUGCUUCAAAAAGGAGAGAUUACGAAGCUGAACAUGCUGCCAAAUGUAUUGUAAGCCACCAUGAAGCAUUAAAAUUUGCGGAAAUUCUUGAAGCAACCUAUAUUUGGUGUUUUGGCAUCGUUGUUUUGGCAAGCUUACCAAUGUUGAGUGUGACAGCAGUUCAGGUAAUGGCACCAGGAAAUACUGUUCAAGAGUUGAUGAAAUAUGCAAUGUAUGCAGGUGUUCAAUUGCUACAUCUAUUUUUCGAUUGUUUUUUAUCACAAAAACUGACUGAUCACAGUUUAAACAUUCAGGAACGAAUAGCUUAUGGGCGAUGGUACAACAAUUCAAUAAAAUCUAAAAAAAUUUUGGUAUUCAUAACGAUGAGGAGUCAAUUGCCAUGUUAUUUAACUGCUGGAAAAGUGAUUAUUUUAUCAAUCGAAAAUUACGCAAAGAUGGUCAAAACUGCUGCAUCAUAUUUUACGGUCUUAGUAUCAACGCAAUGA
Chelonus insularis is the source of this 1200-nucleotide messenger RNA. RefSeq lists its product as uncharacterized. NCBI's taxonomy places the organism in Eukaryota, Metazoa, Arthropoda, Insecta, Hymenoptera, Braconidae. Gene Ontology annotation, molecular function: olfactory receptor activity; odorant binding. Gene Ontology annotation, cellular component: plasma membrane. Gene Ontology annotation, biological process: sensory perception of smell; detection of chemical stimulus involved in sensory perception of smell. The transcript has 9 exons. The record is from RefSeq and is a predicted model, not a curated record. Bases 1 to 1200 code for a protein of 399 amino acids.